Molecule: messenger RNA, 2502 nt
Organism: Penicillium argentinense
Lineage: Eukaryota; Fungi; Ascomycota; Eurotiomycetes; Eurotiales; Aspergillaceae
Product: SLM1 family PH domain-containing protein
Exons: 4
Coding region: 1-2502 (833 amino acids)
Source: RefSeq, a predicted model, not a curated record
AUGGCGAUGGCCGCACGGCCACAGACGCCCGUGCAGGAUGCAUACUCGAUCCCGCAAACCGACCCGGGGAUUUUGAGUCGCGGCUACGGGCCCGGUCGUUCUUCCUCUCGACCCAGCUCCUACGCCGGCAACGCCUCCUCCUUCCACUACGGCGCCGUGGACCAGUCCCUCCCGCAUAACCCCCGAUUCAGGGAGGAUUUCGAUACGGCCAGCCACCGCAGUUCCAUCGCAUUCGACGGCCCCGCCUCGGGCGUGCAGCGCUCCGCGUCGCAAAUGUCCCACGGCCGAUCGCCGACCCCCUCCCGCCAGGGCACCCUGCGCAAGAAGGCCUCGUUGAGCAAGAAAGGGAGCUUGCGACGCAAUGGGAGCCGGAGGUCGCUUCGCGCCGGGAGUGUCCGAAGUCUGAGCUUGGGUGACCGCGAAAAAUACAACGCUGAUGGAGCAGAGGACGUGAACAGUGCCUUUUCGGUGCCGAUCCCGACCACCGGCAACCCAACAGAGGUCCUGGCAAAUCGCUUUCAAGCUUGGCGGAAGAUCCUCAAGGAUCUGAUCGUCUUCUUCAAGGAAGUGCAAAAGUCCUACGAAACCCGCUCCAAACUCUUCCUGUCCGCUUCGCAUGUGAUGAACAACCAAUCGCUGCCCUCGCCCUUUCUGCAGUCGGGCGGUCUCGCCGACGCAACGGAGAUCCUCCAGAAUUUCCACCGUCAGGGAUACACCGAAGCCAACAAGGCCGUGGAGGUGGAGAUUGAAGUCAUCAGCCAACUGACGGGUCUUCGCAGCGACCUGCAGAAGAAGACCAAGGAGAUCAAGGGUUUGUCAGGAGAUUUCAAGAACACAGUCGACAAGGAGAUUGACGGCACCCGCAAGGCGGUGCGCAAUCUACAUGAGUCCUUGGGUCUUGUGGACACCGACCCUUCUGCCACCUCGGGCAAAGGCGACCCGUUCUUGAUGCGUCUCAGUGUUGAGAAGCAGGUUGAGAAACAGAUUGAAGAAGAGAACUACCUCCACCGGGCGUUCUUGAACUUGGAAAACUCCGGCCGCGAGCUCGAAUCCAUUGUGGUGAGCGAAAUCCAGAAGGCAUAUAAUGCGUACGCCAGCAUCCUCAAGCGCGAGGCCGAUGAGGCGUACGACACGGUGGAUAAGUUGCGGGCCGGCCCGAUUUCGAUGCCCCAGGAUCAUGAGUGGAACACGUUUGUCGCCAACACCGAAGAGCUGGUCGACCCACGCAUCCCGUUGCGCAAUGUGGAAAGCAUCACCUACUCUGGCAAGGACCACCCGGCGGCAGCAGAGGUUCGUGCCGGUAUGCUCGAACGCAAGAGCAAGUAUCUGAAGAGCUACACGCCUGGCUGGUACGUUUUGUCGCCUACGCAUUUGCAUGAAUUCAAGUCUGCCGAUCGUGUGGCAUGGCAGACUCCCGUCAUGUCGUUGUAUCUGCCGGAGCAGAAGCUCGGAUCUCACUCUCAAGAGGAUUCUAGCUCCCACAAAUUUAUGUUGAAGGGCCGCCAAACUGGUGCCAUGCACCGGGGCCAUUCGUGGGUGUUCCGCGCUGAAUCCCACGAAACCAUGAUGUCUUGGUAUGAAGAUAUCGAGAGCCUUAUCAACAAGACCGGCGAGGCACGUAAUGCAUUUGUGCGCAAGGCAUCUGUUCGUCGACAUGUGCGCAGCGUCAGCGGCAUGUCUACAAAUAGCGAGGUGUUGGAGGAUGAUGAGGCAGACCGCACUCCGUAUUCUGCGGAGUCGGUGGUUCAAGCCAGCGGCCAGGAACGGCCCAUGUCCGCCACCCGUCAGCCCGGUGGGGCUUUCCCCAGUGACGUUCAGAUCGAUCGGCAUCUCCAAGCACCUCAGUCCCCGUCUAGUGGUGACAGCUCUGCUGGACGAGAUAUGAUCGCCGCGGCCGAUGCCAUCCCCGACAGCACGAACGCUGGCCCUUCGCGAUUCUAUACCGGCCGCGAUGCCGAUGAUGGAUCGCAGCGGGCGACUAACGAAAGUCCCGCACCCCAGUCCCGCAUGAGCCGCCAUGAUAGCUACUACGGCGAUUGGAUUGGACCUACUGCCGUUGUCGGCCAGCAGAAGAAGAGCCAGGUGUCAGAGACCGCAAAUGCCGAUGACCGCGAGAUUCGAUCUGAUGGGGAUCACGACUCCGUUGUCGCCACGUCUGGUGUUGUCGGAGUGCAAGAUCGUCGGGACCACUCUGCUCCUGCUCAGGUGGCUCGUCGCGAGAGCGUCUCCACGGCACCCACCAACACCAAUGUCACCGAUUAUACCAAUAACACUUUUGCGACUUCUGUCGAUGAUGCCCAAGAGUCCAAGACGAGCGCUGUGGCAGUUGACUCGGCCCUGUCGAGCGGUCUCGAGGAAGGCUUCGGUGGACGACCCGUUCCUCGUGGCGCCGGCGGUACUGGAAAGACGGGCCCUGACCUGUCACGGCCCAAGCAGGACAGCGUGAUGGCCAUUGAUAUGAAGAUCCCAGGUCGCUUCCCACCGACCAAUGUGGCCGCAUGA